Messenger RNA from Kalmanozyma brasiliensis GHG001, 705 nucleotides. Its product is annotated as protein of unknown function DUF1777. Bases 1 to 705 code for a protein of 234 amino acids. The record is from RefSeq and is a predicted model, not a curated record. Gene Ontology annotation, cellular component: precatalytic spliceosome. The transcript has a single exon. NCBI's taxonomy places the organism in Eukaryota, Fungi, Basidiomycota, Ustilaginomycetes, Ustilaginales. Gene Ontology annotation, biological process: RNA splicing.
AUGAGCGGAAGACGCAGAUCACCGCCGCCACCACCGCGUCCCUACCGCGAUGAUCUCGGUCGAAGCGAUCGCAGAGAUGACCGAGCUGGAGGUUCAUCCUCACAAGGCUACAGGAGCCGACGCAGUCCCAGCCCGGGGUAUUCGAGGUCCUCGUCCUCACGCUACGAGUCGGAUCGUCGGGACUACAGGCGGUCUGACAGGGACGACUGGCGAGAUGGUCGGAAUGACAAGGAAAGAGAUCACUACAGGUCGAGUGACAGGGAUAGAGACGAUCGAUAUCGCGAGCGCCAACCGCCUCCUCCGCCUCGUUCUCGGCCGGCUGCGUAUGAUCGGGAUGCACCAUCCGGCUCGAGGGGAAAAUACGAUGGCGACGAUGCAAGAAGACGCAGUCGAAGUCGAUCACCGCCGGCUCCAGUCCCAACUGCGUCCUCGCGGCAGACACAGAAGCCGUCAGCACCGGCACCAGCCUCCGCAUCCACAUCAGUGCCCACAGGCGACGAUUCCGCAGAGGAGGGCGAAGAAGCAGAGGACGACGCAGAAGAUGCAAUGGCCGCAAUGAUGGGCUUCGGUGGAUUCGGCACGACCAAGGGCAAGAAGGUGGCGGGCAACGAUGCAGGCGCUGCAGAGGUCAAGAAGGAACGUACCUGGAGACAGUACAUGAACCGGAAGGGCGGCUUCAACCGACCGCUUGACAAGAUCAAGUGA